Messenger RNA from Lates calcarifer (barramundi perch), 3594 nucleotides. RefSeq names its product androgen receptor. The transcript is spliced from 9 exons. Gene Ontology annotation, biological process: regulation of DNA-templated transcription; male gonad development. Lineage: Eukaryota; Metazoa; Chordata; Actinopteri; Centropomidae. Bases 416 to 2491 code for a protein of 691 amino acids. The record is from RefSeq and is a predicted model, not a curated record. Gene Ontology annotation, molecular function: DNA-binding transcription factor activity; sequence-specific DNA binding; zinc ion binding.
GCAGCCAAAUAACGGGUGGUGCGAUUCUGGGAUUGCAAUUGGGAUAAUAAGUUACAUCUACUUCAGUAGCUAUUCAAAUCGCUCCAACUGUCAGAGUACAAAGUCUUCCUUCGCGGUUAGUCGUCGCUGCCAGUGAAGACAGUUUUAAUAGCAUGUAAACAGACCGAGGCUCAGGUGUAGAGCGCGGUUACUUUGGAGGGGGAAAAAAGUUCGUCAGCUCCUCACUCGCGGAACAGAGCGACGGGACGUCCCUUCCCUGUAGCAACCUGCGUCGACGACUGAUGUGAAUUUCCUCUCCGCUGAGACAUAUGACCGGAGCCUCGUUGGGAAGGCGUGUUCUCGCCUGAAAGUGUUGUUUUAUUUGUUUCACCGUGCAACCAGCGCGCUGCUUUAACUAUAGCGACGCUGAUAGAAAAUGGCCUUUCACUCGAGCUCGUCCGGUAUGGAAGAAACGUCAAACUCUUUAAUUAUGAAUGAGUGGGAUCGUCUAGAUACUGAGGACACCUAUGGGUGCCCGGCUACUGCUGAGCUCAGUAAGGCAGUGUCAGUGUCCUUAGGUUUGGAUUCGGUGUCUUCUCCGCUCAACAACAUGAACCAUUGCUCCAGCAGCGCCUUUACAGACUGCGACCCCACAGUAGAGAGCAGUUCAGGAGUGCCGGACUUAGGGGCGGCUGGAAAUAUGAACUCAGAAGGCAGCAGGUUUCUACUGAAUGACAAUAGCCAGAGAGAGGGAGGCUUUGGAGCAGUGUGCCAUGCCAUACAGCAGGUGAGCUGCAUGGAUCUGCUCAGAUCGGGCGAAAUGGACAGCGCGCAAACCCUGACGCGCGGCCCGGUGAUAUCCAGAUACGUCGGCAAGGAAUCAAACUUGUUUAUGAACCCGGUGGUAGGGUUGCCCGCGCCCUCUCAGGUGGACGAGUUCUUACCUUUGAAACAACAUUCUGCAUACUCUGCCAACCCAGUCGUGUACAGAGACACCCAGGGUGUGUGGUGCGCAAAUGAGCGCGCAUACAGCGGUCGACCCGAGCCGGAGAGAGGCGGAUCCGGCGGGCAUAAUUUGUUGUGUAAAUACUGUAAUUGUGGGCAAAACUCCCUCGGGUCCAGACAGGAGUGCCGCUGCGUCUGGUACGGCAAAGGUGAGCAGGGUGGUGGUGGUAAAGCUGGCAUACGAGCAGCGAUGGCACAGGAGUAUGGUCAAGUGGAAAGAUACCAAAGUACAGUUGCUCAAGGGCAGGCUACUUUUUCUACUAUCAAGACCGAACCUUCAGUUUGGGUGGAUUGCGCAGAUCGCAGUUUCAGGCAUGAGGAUUUAUUUCCAGGUGUGUACCUGUCAGACAGGAGAGUGUGUCAGGUGUGCGGUGAUGAUGCCUCUGGUUGUCACUAUGGAGCAGUCACCUGUGGCAGCUGCAAAGUAUUCUUCAAGAGGGCUGCUGCAGGUAAGCAGAACCACCUGUGUGCCAGCCGGAACGACUGCACCAUCGACAAGCUGAGGCGGAAAAACUGUGCCUCGUGUCGCUUAAAGAGGUGCUUCAUGUCAGGAAUGAGCCUUAAAGGUCGCAGGCUGAAGGGAGCCGGACAGAUGAGAAACGGAGAGGAGGAGCAACCACCAGCUGCCUGGGGGUCUGGAGAGAGGGCCAGGAAAAGAGAUGUAAUCUUGGAACCCGGAAGUGCAGCUGCCAGGGCUCAAGGUGCAACGUCCCAGGCCCUGGUUCUAGGCGUACCCCCGACCCUGCGCUCCUGCUUCUCCCUACUCAGCAUCCUGCAGGCAAUUGAGCCAGCCGUAGUCAAUGCUGGACACGACCAAGCCCAGCCAGACAGCCCUGCGUCCUUGCUCACCAGCCUCAAUGAGCUCGGGGAAAGACAGCUGGUAACCGUGGUGCGUUGGGCCAAGGCAAUACCAGGUUUCCGUGAUCUCCAUGUGGAUGAUCAGAUGUCAGUGAUUCAGUUGUCAUGGAUGGGGGUGAUGGUGUUCGCUUUGGGCUGGAGGUCCUACACUCUUACCAACAGCUCCAUGCUCUACUUCGCUCCAGACCUGGUCUUCAAUGACCAGCGGAUGCAAGUGUCCAGUAUGUAUGAACACUGUGUGAGAAUGAAGCUGCUCUCCCAAAGGUUCAGCAUACUGAAGGUCACCCAAGAGGAGUUCCUCUGCAUGAAGGCCCUGGUCCUCUUCAGCAUCAUGCCAGUGGAGGGCCUAAAGAGCCAACGUUGUUUUGAUGAACUGCGUACCUCCUACAUCAAGGAACUGGACCGUUUGGCUAGCCACCGGGGAGAGACCACCCGUACACAGAGACUGUUUCAGCUCACACAGCUGCUGGACUACCUCCAGUCGAUUGUGAGGAAGCUACACCAGUUCACCUAUGAUCUGUUCAUCCAGGCUCAGUCGCUGCAGACACGUGUCAACUUCCCAGAGAUGAUCUCAGAGAUUGUAAGUGUCCAUGUGCCCAAGAUCCUCUCUGGCAUGGUGAAGCCCAUCCUUUUCCACAAUACAGGCUAAAGAGAGGAGUCUCUGUGAUUGUCCCAUUAUUCUCACUCCUGAGCUCUGGCACCCAGUCCUUUGACCAUUUCUGGUAAAAAUGAAAUGGCUUGAGAGGGUUUAUGAUUUUAUGAGGUGAAAGACGUAUAAGCCCUUCUUUACCUACAGUGUGAAAGUGGGGCAAAGUGAAGCUAUGAGGGGAUAUUAAAGAAGGGAAUACAGCACAUUCUUCCAGCCUAAUGUAAUCUAGUUACAUCUCCUCUGUUCUUCUUACUGUCUGUUCUCUGUAUCACGCACACCAAAUGUUUCUGGAGCUGAUUAAAACACUUUUUAGCAUGCAUUCCUCCACACAAGCCCCUGAAAAGCCUGGCACGUAGACUUCCUCAACCCUUCAUACGGAUUGUGACAACAGACAAUAUUUCAUUUUGAUAGGUAAAACAGUAGUGUGAAAAAGCAUUUUUUCAGAGAUCACAUCACCAUAGCUUGUCAGUAUGUGCAGUAGUUUGACAUUUGGACUAGCUUUUUUCCCACAAUGAAUGUUAUUGUGUGCACCUUAGAUGAACCAAGUUGCUGAUUGACACUUAAUAAUCAGUUGUGGCAUGCAUGCUACGAAGCAAAGCUGUCUUUGCCUGAAGGCGUAUAAAAACAAUUCUGAAAGCUGUUCUCAUCCAUAGAAAUAAUAGUCGACUAAUAGUUUUAGGUGUCAACAAAAUUAAUACAUGUUUAAGCUGCAAAGUGACUGCAUUAAUACAAAAUUCAACUGUAUAUUUAUGAAUAUUGUGAAGUCAAAAGUUCACACCAAAAUCAAUGAAGAAAAUUAUUGGACAAAAGACACAAGACACUCCAAGUCGACUAACUCUAUGGGUGACUUUUUUUUGUUCUUAAGUUUGCUUGUUUUUGAGUGUGAAAUGUUAAGUACAGAUUUUUCCAGAGUGGACAUUUCAUACUGUUGUAACUUUUCUACAGUUUCUUAAAGUGUUCUUUGCAGGUACUUUGUUGUGUAUCAUCCUGUACUCUUUGUAGCUUUUGACCGUUAUGCAUAAUGUUAAAGGUCCAGCCAGGAACCUGCUCAUUUGUUGCAACAUUUACUGCUUAAUGUAAUAAAACUGAAGCAUGAGUGUGUA